UAUUCAUGCAUUGUUGCAUGCUGUUGACUAUAUUUUUGCAAAGGUGGGCUAACUUAGUGGUAUUUUGAAUUGCAGAUAUUUUGUGCCCGUUCUAGCAUGUCACUGUUGAUGUUAUGGACACCAAGUACUGAAGUACAAAUAAAUAUGCAACAGAUAUGUGAAUUGAUACUGAAAUACACAUUUUCUGCACAUUGUGAUUACAUGCAUCCAGGCAUAUGGGUGAAGCAGAGUAUUGCACCUACCGCACUGCCAUUCACUGGCAACUCCGGUCUCCAAAUGCCGCUUCCAGACGAUCCAACUCCACUUGACUACCUGAAAUUGUUCUUCAACGAAGAUUUCUUUGAGUAUCUUGUGACGGAAACCAAUCGCUAUGCACGCGCAUUUAUCGAUGCCAACCUACAUACUCUGCCGGCUCGCAGUUUUGCCCGCUCGUGGAAGCCAGUUGUUGUUGGAGAGAUGAAAGUUUUCCUGGGACUCUACCUCAACAUGGGCAUUGUCAACAAGCCGGAGAUUGACCAGUACUGGGCAACUGACCCUGUGAUAGCCACACCAUUCUACAACCGCACCAUGAGCCGCGAGCGUUUUACAUCAAUUCUCAAUUUCCUUCACUUUGCCAACAACGAUGAAGUUGACGAAUCUGACAAAUUGACCAAGAUCCGGCCCUUGGUGACUUUCCUCCAAAACCGUUUUCAGCAAGUGUAUGUGCCGAAGGAGUGGGUGUGCAUUGACGAGGAGCUGGUGGCAUGGAAGGGCCGUAUUUCAUUCCGCCAGUACAUUCCAUCGAAACGAGCACGGUUCGGAAUGAAGAUAUACGCCCUGUGUGAGGACAGCGGUUAUCUCCACAAUUUUAUCAUUUACACGGGCAAAGACAACGACACUUUCAGCCCGGACACGGUGAAGAAGCUUGGAGUGCCUGGUGCCGUUGUCGACAAGCUGAUGGACCCGCUACUCGGCAAGGGCUACAAGCUCUUCCUCGAAAACUGGUACUCCAGCGUGCCACUCGCUACUCACUUGGCUGAGCACAACACCGGCGUCUGCGGCACUGUUCGCAAGAACAGGACUGGCCUUCCAAAGCAGGUGGCAAAGCACAAGGGCCUCCAGAAAGGCCAGUUCCUGUAUCGCUGUGGCGGUGGCAUGAUUUUCAUCAAGCUACAUGACACGAAAGAGGUACAUUUCCUCUCCACGCUCCACACAGCCACGGUCAGUGCAACUGGCAAGCGCGAUCUCCAGCGCCGGCCAGUACGGAAGCUUGAUUUGGUGCAGGAUUACAAUAAGAAGAUGGGUGGUGUGGACAAAAACGACGGGAUGAUUUCGGUGUACACUGCUGCUCGGAAAAACCAGAAAAUGGUAUAA
Molecule: messenger RNA, 1353 nt
Organism: Sycon ciliatum
Lineage: Eukaryota; Metazoa; Porifera; Calcarea; Leucosolenida; Sycettidae
Product: piggyBac transposable element-derived protein 4-like
Exons: 1
Coding region: 97-1353 (418 amino acids)
Source: RefSeq, a predicted model, not a curated record